AUGUAUGAGCUGAAGCCAAGGCGGGCAUUUCCAACCCUAGACGGCACUCGGUGUUCAUGGAGAGACAAAGGGUUUGAGGUUACAGAUUCGAGCCAGCGACUAAUGCCUAUCCCUUCAACUAAGGGCCAUGACGGAAACCGCCACACCGCCAUCACUGCCCACAGGGCCCCGGCUGGCCUUAAUUGUCUGUUUCGCAUGCAUUGCGCUUCUCCUCCAGGCUUUGGUACUUGCACCGCAUCUCGAGACACGACCAUUGUUUCGACAGCAAUUCCAGCCAUCUCGGAGGAGUUUAAAACCACCCAGGAUGUCGGUUGGUAUGGCUCCGCCUACUUCCUGACCAUGUGUGCCUUUCAGAUCUCCUGGGGUCGGGUAUACACUUUCUAUGACCUUAAGACGACGUACAUUGUGGCCAUUGUUAUCUUCGAGGUGGGUAGUUUGUUGUGCGCCGUCGCACCUACUUCGACCACUUUCAUCGUGGGACGCGCCUUUGCCGGCCUAGGCGCUGGAGGGGUUUUCUCUGGCAGCUUCGUCACUAUCGCCUUCAGCGUCCCAUUGGCGAAGCGGCCGCUCUAUGCUAGUUGUCUUGGCACAGUGUAUGGCGUUGCUAGCAUUCUAGGACCGCCCAUAGGUGGUGUGUUCACCUCAAGACUAAGCUGGCGUGGUUGUUUCUAUAUGAACCUGCCCCUCGGUGCCAUCGUGAUCGCUGGGUUGAUACCAUUCUUUAAGUCCCCGCAGACAUCGGCCCGGCUCGCAAGCCUGGCGCCUAAAGAGAAACUCAAGCGACUGGAUCUAGCAGCCCUGCAAUGGGGUGGCCAGACAUACUCAUGGUCAGACGGACGCAUCAUCGCUUUGCUAGUGCUCUUCGGGGUCACAUUUAUCGGAUGGAUAGCUUGGCAAGCACACCUAGGCCCAGUAGCUACCAUUCCGCGGACAAUAAUUAGGCAGCGGAGUAUGUUGUUUGCGUCGUUUUAUUCCUUUACGCAGGGCGGCGUCAACUUUGGCAUACUCUACUAUGUGCCUCUUUGGUUCCAGGCCGUCAAGGGUCAUGACGCCGUGCGUAGCGGCCUCGAUAUCGUGACAUUCAUCGCAGGAAUGACGGUUACAAUGAUGAUAACCGGGUACAUUCUCACCAAAGGCGGCUACUCAGCGCCAUUCAUGGUCUUAUGCGUCAUCGUGGUCAGCGUUGCCUGUGGCCUGCUCACGACGUGGACCCCCAACUCGGGCGUUGCUAAGAUUUUCGGCUACUUGACCUUGUACGGUCUCGGUCAAGGCUUUGGCUGGCAACAGCCCAUUCUCAUUGCACAGACCGUGCUUCCGGCGGCCCGAUAUUCCCACAGGAAUGUCGCUCACAACCGUAUGCAAGCUUCUCGGCGCCAAAGCUUGUUCAACAACAAGCUGCGUGGCCUAGUUAUCCAGCGUCUUCCACAGCUGGAUCCAGAUGACCUAAUGACCAGUGGCGCCAUCGAGCUGCGUUCCAGGCUGGACGCAAGCCUUAUUCCAAAAGCUGCAUCCUGUUAUAACGACGCCCUAAGACGUCUGGUGUUGAUGCUGGCCCUCAGUACCGCCAGCCUUGUUGCCGCUCUGGGGAUUGAUGGAGAAGCGUGA
Messenger RNA from Microsporum canis CBS 113480, 1605 nucleotides. RefSeq names its product major facilitator superfamily transporter. Bases 1 to 1605 code for a protein of 534 amino acids. Gene Ontology annotation, biological process: transmembrane transport. The transcript is spliced from 6 exons. Gene Ontology annotation, molecular function: transmembrane transporter activity. The record is from RefSeq and is a predicted model, not a curated record. Lineage: Eukaryota; Fungi; Ascomycota; Eurotiomycetes; Onygenales; Arthrodermataceae.